Messenger RNA from Bombyx mori (domestic silkworm), 7551 nucleotides. RefSeq lists its product as uncharacterized. Lineage: Eukaryota; Metazoa; Arthropoda; Insecta; Lepidoptera; Bombycidae. Bases 298 to 1011 code for a protein of 237 amino acids. The record is from RefSeq and is a predicted model, not a curated record. The transcript has 7 exons.
UCAUUUGUGUUGUUAACUGUUGAGUUGUCAAAGCUCAGUCAAAGGAAGCAGAAGGAUUUAAUUAGGCUCUAAAAUCAUUAAUUACGUAUUGGAAAUGCAUUAAUAUUAGAAUUAUACAUAAACUAUUAGAUCAGUAGAGAAAAAAAAUAGUUAUGUAAGACGUAACAUUUACAACCUUCAGUGGCGUGCUGUUAUCGAUUCUUCUGUUUAAAAUAUUAGAUAUAUGUUAUUGUUCGUGUAUUAAAUUAAUUUCGCGUCUGUAUGUAAAAUAAAUAAAUAAAGUCGUUUUAAACAACAAUGGACGGAAGCAAUGAUUCUUUAUCGAUGUUGUCUCCGCCUAUUGGCGGGUCGUCAGCCGUACUUUUGACUCCGGGUCGCACGAGGAACAUCGCUCAGGAUAUGGAAGCCCUCCGUUUAUCGAGACAAGAUAAUCCAUAUUUGCAGCAAGUGAUGGCUAGCAGAGAGAGCCUGAUUGAAAGUCACCACGAUGAGUGUGAAUCGGAUGAUACCAUAUUGAUGUCUCAGGAGUUCGGCAGCACAGCGUUAGAUUUCGUCGAAGACGACAUAUUGACUUUGAAGGAGGUUCAUGAGCAUAUGAUCCGAUCACCACCACCGACCAGUUGCUGGCCACACGACACACUGUCGUACCGAACGUCGAGCGCAUUCGACUUCGCUGCGGACAGCCCCGUCUAUAGCGCUUACUCGGUCAAUCAGGAAAAGGACGCAUCAGGUCGUUCACCCCGCCGCGGCACGAGAGCUGACGACUCUAGAAGCAACACGCCGGCUAGGCCUCGUUCUUCCAGAUCCGCGUCACCUAGAUCCCACGAUCUGUCGCUUUGCGGACGACCCUUGUCGUUGCCCGGUGAGAGCCACCUUCGGUCGGCGCUAAGCAAGAAAGCGAACCAGACGAGCGAUCGGUUCUCGCUGCUGCAGCACCCGCGCCCCCUGCGGCGACCCCACUCCAGGCGCGACGAGGACAGCGAGCAGCUCGUGCAGGACUACGACAAGUGAAACCGCGUGGGGCCGCUGUGCAAGCGGACGUGGGACGAACGAAAUAUCAGUGCCUCUUCGUAUAUACGUGAUCCAGGUCAUCUUUCGUUUGGUGGAGCCGUGGCGUCGCCGCGGACGAGAAAAGGCACGUGCAGUUUGAUUUCGUGUUUUUUAUUAAUUUUAUUAAUGAUACGCCACUCCCACUUGUUUUUUUUUUCAAGUAUGGCUUCUGACAUUGACUUCUUGCGACGCCAUUGUUGCCAAUAUCGAGUUUAUAAAAACGUUCAAUUACUAAAUGCAUACUUAAUAUAUUAUAUGAAGCCAAAUGGGAUAAAGAAUAUUGAUUAUUGGAGACUAAUCAAUUGAGAUGAAAUAAAUUCGUAGUUAAAUGGUCAGUCCCACUCAGUCGUUUUGAUUAUCGCUGUGAAUACGGAUUGCGUUUGAUGAAACAACUCACGCCAUCUAGUGUCGAGUGUUGGUACAAUAAACUACCCUGAAGUUAGUUGCCAAAGAUCGCGGCAGGGGAACAAAUCUACAAUUGCCAGUCGGAGUUAUCAGCAAAGUAACUGAUGGAAAACCCAUAUGUAGUAUUAGUUUAAAUCAAAAAGCUAGAGGGCGCCUUAAAACGUCACCGCGAAUACCUAAUAAAAAAUACAAACUUUAUUAUCUAUGCCCAAUAAUAUAAAAUAGUGUUCGUUCAAUUAUCAAUACACAGCCAUAAACAACGAUGCCUCAAGAUUAGGAUUCAAUUUAAUUUAUGUAAAUUUCAAUUUAAUUUCCUUAUUUUUUGUUUUCUUAUUGAAAUUAUGAUUAAAGGAACUUGCUUUUGGCUAACAGACUAGAAAAUGGUACUCUACUCGUUUUUUUUUUAAAUUGUUAGAAACAACCUUUUUGGUAACUCUUGAAGAUUUACAAUAUAAAAAAACAGCUACCUAAGAAUUAGAUGGGAUAAAAAGUACUUAAAUAUUUGUUCUUUACUUAUUUUUAUAUAGAAGAUCUAUCGGAUAAAACUAGCAUAACGCAAAUGAAGUUUGCUUAUAAUUAAAUUACAAAUAGCUUAUCACAGAUAAUGCAUAUUAGACAGCACUAAAACUAAAAUUAUAGAUGUCUACUAAAAUUUCAUAGAUGUGUUCUAAACUAUUUGUAGUACAAGAUUAUUGAAAAUAUAUAUUGAUUAAAACAUUACAAUUAUAUGAAUUAUUCUGGCAAAAAGUACUCGAGAAAUUCGUUAUAUUGUAUUUUUUGUUGCAAACUAAAAGUUUGUAUGGUUUUUUUUUAGAAAUAUCGACGCUUUUUUUUUCUGAGUUAUCGAAUUGACGAACAAAAGAUGGCGUUAUAUUACGUACAUUGAGCGAUCAUAGCUGAGCUCCUUCCGAAGCUCUUGCUAGGGCUAGUGUUAGUAAAUUAUCCCGGGCUGAGCUCGUGAGCUCACCUACCCGUCCGCGAGAAGCUGAAAUAGACUCUAAAGCUACCAACGAAUAGGUAUAAAAAAAGAGUUGAGUCCACUACAUAUGUCUUUAUCGUAAUAAACACGAGAUUAAAUCGUAUCCUAAAUUUACGUUCACAGACUAUUUAGCGCGCGAAAAUAUAUGUUUAAAUGUCAUUGCUUUUGUUUCGUCUCGCUCUCUCCUAAACAAAGCAAAGUAAGUGAGAAGGAUAUACGUGGUGUGUAAACAAGAGAUGGUUUAGUCUGGGCGUUUCAAUUUUUAAAACGAAUUUUAGUAAAGGAACGAACCUAAAAAUUAGUGACCUUGAUUUUUGUACCACAGGGUUCUCCGCAUUCUUUGUCUUUUGGUCUGAUUGUAUGUGUCCCCGGUGCACCAGAGAAAAUCGUGUCUUGAGGCUAUUUCUAAAAAAGAAAAGGAUUUAAAUUAUUUUCUAUACUGGUCACUCUGAAAAAAUCUGUUAAAAAAAAGAAUCAAUUUAUUCCGUUAGUUCCGUAUAAAAAAAGGAAAUAAAUUAUUUUCUAUACUGGUCACCCCGAAAGGAUUCUUUUAAAAAAACCAAUUUGUUCUUUUGUUAAAUAAAAGCCAAUUUUACCUAUUUAAUGCGCCCAAGCUAUAGAUCACGGUCUUCUGACAACUGUGCGACAGAGAGGGCGAUAUCUGAAUAUUGGCACGUAGCGUAACGAAAUUGUAUAACGAAUUUACGUGUUUUAUUUAAUUCGGUGACUUUUCUAGAUUAAUUAAUAUAGAUGUAAAUUAUUUCCAAAAGAUUUCCAAAUUUCGAACCGAAGAUACUAUUAAAGCACCAAAAAGUUAUGUAAGUGUAACAAAUUUUUAUUGUUAUAAAUUUUGAUGAGUUCAAUAACAUUUUGAGAAAUUCUGCAAAAAAUACAUACAAUACAAUACAAUACAAUACGAUACAAUAGAAUUUUCAUUAAAUAAAACCCAUAUUUUAUACUGAAUAUGGAACAACCGCAUGAGCACACGACUCGGCGUGUGUGCUUUGUUUUUUGGAUUCGGGUCAAUGAUUUCAUGAUCAACAUAUUAUUAUUAUUAUGGUCCUUCUGAUUACGUGUAAGAAAUUCACAGACAAAUAAAAACUAAGAAUUAAAAAAAACAAAAAUGUAUUUCCUUUAUUUCGUAAAUAAACUACGUAGAAUGCGUUAAAAAAUCCUCACUUAACAUUAGUACACUCGCGUAGCUCAUAAAUCACUUACAUUCCUAAGAGAUGCUCACUGUAGUAUGUAAUUUUAUCGAUACUAAAAUCGAUAAAGUACCCAAUCGAUAGGUUCCAAUCUUUUAAUAAAAUAUAAGUAUACACGAUUAAAACCUGUCGAGUUCUAUCGAUUCUUGUAUCGAUUAGUCGAAAUAAAUUUCCAAAGUACUAAAAUGUAGUUGUUUAUGGUAAGCUCUUUGUGUGGUUACUGGGAAUCUUUAAUUAGGAACGCUAAGAUUGAAAAUUUUAAGAUAUAGUUCGAUAGAUUCCCUCUGUUAACAGUGUCUUUUCUGAGAUGCGUCGUUCCUAUGAGUCUCAUAUUCUGAGCCCUUGCUGGUGGCGCAGACUAAGCUAUAAAUUAGCCCUUAACAGCUGAAAUAUCGCCAUCCACGACGAGGGUGGAGUCCCAAUAAAAGAUGUAUAAUGACUUCGCCAACGUACAAUACUGGAUAUCUCUGCGCUCCAAAACUGGGUCAAUCGUAAUACAAUCUAAGUAUAAAAUUCAUAUAUAAAAUUUAGGGUAUGUAUUAGGUACAGUUAUUCAAUUUAAAUAUUCUAUGUUUUCAUUUUAUAAUACUUAUGUUAACUAAUCUUUUAAGAAUCACAGUAUAUAGUAUAAUAUAUUUUAUGAUAUUUAUAGUAUAGCAUCUAGAAUAUAUUUUCCUUUAAUUAAAAUUAUUCAAUCAGUACAGUACACCUGCUAUGUUAUUUUUUGCAUCGCCCUCGGUCGGCUGGUAGAGAAUGUCUUAGUCAUGAAGUCCGCCAGUAUACAAUAAUGUGCAUGCAGUGUGAUAAAUAAAUAAAUCAAUGAAAUAAAAACAAAAUGUGACCUAAUUUCUUAAUGUGGGUGAUCGAAUUUACUUUGUCAUGUUUAUGGGUUCCGAUGAAGCUACGCGUCUAGUGCGCUAAUAAAAUUAAAAUCCAAUAGAAAACGAUGUAACCACACAAGAGAUCAGUAUGCUUAGUGUGAGUUUUUAACGUCCUCGAUAGCGUAAAAGUUAGCUCAAGUUUGUAUGCAGUUGGAAUACGCCCCUAGCGGCAAACGUAGACAAACGAUCCAACUCCAUACAAAUUAGAGUAAAAUUUUAUGCAAAGCUCACUGUUUAUGCAAUAGUUGGCCAUAUGUUAUGUCGAUAUGUUUUGACCUGUAAUGACGAACAUACAAAAUGCGUUGAACCGACUUUUAUAAACUUACUGCGUUCAUUUUGUAAAUUGAUAGCUGUACCGUGUACUUAGUGCGAGUUUUUUAAUGAUCUCGAUAGCGUAAAAGUUAGCUCACAUUUACAUAUGGAGUUGGAACAGCGCCCCUAGCGGCAAACGUAGGCAAACGUUCCAGCUCCAUACAAAUUUGAGUUAACUUUUACGCUAUCGAAAACGUUAAAAAACUCGCACUAAGCACACAGUACGAAAACAAAGAACGUAUUAGUUUUAAGUACAUUAUUAAAAUGUUACGGUUAAUUAAGCUUUAUUAGUUGAAUUUAAUAAUGAUAGUUGAAAAAUUAGCGUAAUUAUAUUAAAAUAGAAUAAAUAGUUCUAAGAACUCUUCGAAGAUUUAAUUAUGAAUCACGGAAACUGAUUAUGUUUUAUCGAAUUUAAAGUUAAUUUAUUGAUUACCACCUCCGUGUCCUGGUGAAACUGGAAAGGCCUCCGGGCCACAGUAAUCCUUCAAUCAUAAAAAAAGUGCGAUACUUUUAAUGUUUCGAAGAUAUUGAUUUGGGAAAUUGUUAAGACAUAUUGUAAACAAUUGUAAACUAUAAUAAUGAUACCGAAUUUUUUAAACAACCGUUAAAAAAAUGAGUUGCCAUAUUAGAAAGCGAAUAUUUCACACAAAAGAUGAAGAAAAAAAAUUUAAUAUAAUAGCCUAGUUUGACAUUCUAUUAAUCUGUUUAUAUCUGUAUUAAUCAAUAAUAAAUUUACUAGUUGUUUGAAAUUUUGUUUUCUAAUGUUAACUCUAGAUGUUAGAUAAACACAGCGUUAUGUAUGAUUCAUAGAAAAAAUGCAAUUGGUAAAACAGGUAGAAAUAUUAAGUAUACAAAUAAUUGUUUUUUUUAAUAAUGUUUAUUAAGCUUUCACAUGAGUUUUGGCAAGAGAAAUAUCUAUCAUAUAAGCUUCAAGUGGUAAAUGUAGCAUUUUAUUUUUGACCGAGAACAUGUUUCUAUUGGGUAGUCAAUAACGACCAUGAAAGUGUCAUUUGGCCACUUAAGUUAUUUCUUAAACUCGGCAACUGUUUUUGCUUAAUAGACUGACAGACAGUAUUCUAUAGUUUGAAAUAUAUAUAAAUAAUAUAUAUAUAUAUAUAUAUAUAUAUUACUGUUUGGUUGUGUUCAUAUUGUUAAAGUAAUCGGUGCUCAAAGUUAUUUCGAACUUAACUGAGAAUUAUUCACGUUAUAAUCACUUAUUAUUUCGUUAUAGUAGUGACGUAAGUGGGGUGCGUAAAAGUCAAAUUAAAGUGUACCCUUUGCCUUUGUUUCGAAUUUAUUUAUUGGCAACAUUGAAUAAAAAAAGUUUACGUAAUUGACUUUAAUGUAUUGUAAUGUUAUAUUGUGUAUGUUAACUUGUUUAUUGAAUAUAACUAAGCUUUGUUCCUUUAAUAACGUUUCGAAAUUUGUAACCGCUAAUGUGAAAUAGAAUAUUUUAUUAAAUUAUAUUAAUAAUGAUUAGAAUUGUACCCUUUUGAUUUUCACGUAGUAACUCCAAAUAUUUCCAUGAUCAAACUACCCUAUGAUCGUCUGAGAAUUUUUCUACCUGGCAAUAAGAAUAUAAUCAGAAACAGCUGUUUCUGUAAAAAUAAUGUUUAUUAGGAUUUUCACUGGCAUAAUUAAAUUUUUUCCGAAAGCAUAUUACAUUCGAGUAAUGUUCACGAGCGAUCAAGUUUGCGUAUUAAGCUAGAUAUCCUAUAGGUCAUGGAGGCCAUAAUUAAGCCUUUGUAAGAUUCAAAUAAAAACAAUUGACUCUACAUUUGAUUAUUUCUUUAUUGUUACUUUGAGUACGUUCAGUCAUCGUCGAUAUCUCAAGAAAACCUAAACGGAUUGAGCCAUGUAAUGUUUUUUUUUUAAUAAAACUUUAAUUCCAUUGCGGUUUUGAAUGCAGAAAUUCAACUAAAGUUUAUGUAAUAGAUUACGCAGUAGACUGCUAUUAAAACUCAUUACAAAAGUGUAUUUGCUUUGUGUAUGUUUUAAAAAUUUUAAUCCAGCAACACUGGGUCCUGUGUCGAAAUCGGUAGUUUAAAAAUUGUAAUGUCCGUCAGUGUCAUAAUAGCUUCUGUUAUUGGAGGUGUAUUGGGACUCAAAAACGAUAAUUAAUAAAAAAAACACGAAUGAAUCAUUUAAUAAUCGUUUUGGGCGCAAUACAUUCAUUUCGUGGAAACUUGUUUGGGAUCUAUGCCUUAUCGAAUUAAUAGUAUGUGUCGUUUAUAACAAAAGUAUUAUAUUAUCAUCGGAAAUAAUUCCUCAACGUCUUCUGUAUGUACAACUCUACAUUAGAGGCAUGAGGUCGUAUAUCUACGAAGCCGACUUUUAUAAUUGAACAUUGGAUAUAUAUAUGUUUGAAAUUAUGUUGAAAAUUUUCAAUGUUACCAUUCGUCUAUGGAAACAUUUCUAAUAUUAAAUGUUCGUAAAUAGAUAUUUGUACAGUGUGAUUUCUGAACGAAAUAAUACAAAUUGUUUUUAGGAAUAAUUUAAACUGGCAACAUUAGAAUGUCACAAUUUAGAGCUGUGUUUUUACUUUUUGUGAAAACCUUGUUGUAGAAUGUAUGUAUUAUAAUUAAUAGAAUGUAUUUUAUCAACCAAAGAACACGUUAAUAAUAAAAAUUAAAUGAAACAUUUGUAAUGAUCUGGUGGCUCGCUGGUCGAUUUAGCCAGAUAGUCGGAAUCCGGUUAAUAAACUGAAUUUCAAUCACAA